GUCUUUGAAUGGACGCCGCGUGACACCCCCGUGAGAGCUGCGGUGCGACGCGGCGCGGCGGGCUGCAGGUGUAAAAGACACAAUUGUAGGUGUUCCUUCACUCCGAAAAAGACAUUGGAAGAGGACGAAUGGAGAGGGAGUGGGCUGAUCCGCGCACUGCGACGUAAGAGGCCGGCACUAAGCGCCAGGCGCCACUUCCCAGCUUGGGCUUUCCAGAGCUGCUUGACAGGCAGGCAGCAGCGGGACGACAAACUCGGACAACUCCGCCGCUUCUCCGUGGAUGGUGUCGCUUCCAGCCUCACUCCGAAAUGCUGGGGACCGUCAAAAUGGAAGGACACGAAACACCAGACUGGAGCAGCUACUACAAUGACGCGCAAGAGGUAUACUCAUCGGUGUCCAACAGCGGCAUGAACCCGGGGCUCGGCUCCAUGAACUCCAUGAACGGCUACAUGAGCAUGAACAACAUGUCCAGCGGCGCAGGCAACAUGACCCCGAGCUCCUUCAACAUGUCCUACGGUAACGGCGGCCUCGGGGCAGGACUGAGCCCCAGUUCCAUGGCGGGUAUGGCCCACGGCGCCACGAACGCAAUGAACGGGAUGGCGGCGGGGGUGUCGGCGAUGGGCGCAGCCUUGAGCCCCAGCAGCAUGAACGCCAUGGCGGCCCCCCAGGCUUCCAUGAACGCCCUGACCCCGUACUCGAACAUGAGCCCGGCCAUGAGUCCCAUGGCCUACUCGCAGCCCAGCCUGAACCGCAGCCGGGACACGAAGACGUUCCGCCGAAGUUACCCGCACGCCAAGCCGCCCUACUCGUACAUCUCCCUCAUCACCAUGGCGAUCCAGCAGUCGCCCAGCAAGAUGCUGACCCUGAGCGAGAUCUACCAGUGGAUCAUGGACCUCUUCCCUUACUACCGACAGAACCAGCAGAGGUGGCAGAACUCCAUCCGACAUUCGCUCUCCUUCAACGACUGCUUCGUCAAGGUGGCCCGCUCUCCGGACAAGCCGGGCAAAGGCUCCUACUGGACCCUGCACCCCGACUCGGGGAACAUGUUCGAGAACGGCUGCUACCUGCGCCGACAGAAAAGGUUCAAGUGCGACAAGCGCCUCUCCGGCAAAUCGUCCCAGGAUCGCAAGGAGCCGUCCAGCGGCUCGGGGUCCCCGUGCCACGAAAACGGAGGCAGCAAAGGCAGCCAGAUGCAGGAUUCCAGCUCCAUGUCCAACUCCAACCAGUCAUCCGGCAGCCCCCAGAACAACCUGGAGCGCGGAGGCGGCGGUGGGGAGCUGAAGAGCGGCGCGCCCGUCCACCCGGCGGUCAGCUCGGCCACGGCACUGGCGUCCAUUCCGCUGACCCCUCACCCCCUGUCUCACGAGCCGCAGCUGCACCUCAAAGGCGACCCCCACUACUCCUUCAAUCACCCCUUCUCCAUCAAUAACCUGAUGUCGUCCUCGGAGCAGCAACAUAAGCUGGACUUGAAAGCCUACGAGCAGGCGCUGCAGUACUCGCCCUACGGCUCCGCCAUCUCUGCCAGCCUGCCGCUGGGCAGCGCCUCCAUGGCUGGCAGGAACGGCAUGGACGCGUCCUCUCUGGAGACCUCGUACUAUCAAGGUGUGUAUUCUAGAGCCGUGCUAAACACCUCCUAGCCUUGACACCCCAGAGACCCGGCACGGGACAGACGAGCAGAGGCGGGGGGACGGACGGACGGACAGGCAGAGACAUGGAAUGCAAACAUUUCAUUUCAUUUUUGCACUCAUCGGGGACCUGUUACUUCUUUAUUACUGUACAAAGACAAGACACGUGUGUGUGCGGGUGUAUAUAUAUAUAAAUAUAUACAUAUAUAUAAAUAUAUCAAAUCAUAUUGUGUACAAAUUCCCUCUCCUAAAGACUUGCCCAAUCCGUGCAAGAGAGUGCGGGUCCAGUGUACUCUGAAAGAAAACUUGCAGACUUGGGACACGUGUGUUGUUCAACUUUAUGAAAAAGAAGACGACGGCGGAUAAAAGGAGGAGGAUUGUUACCCUUGUCCAAAUCUUGUUUACAUGUAUGUUGCAAUAUAUGUGGAAUCGGAAACGGGAUGGAUAUUCACGCGGAAGGCUGGAAUUGGGAAAGCGAGAGAGAAAGAGAAACGGUGUGUGGGGGCGCGCGCGCGUGCACGGCCGUCAGCGUGUGCGCCCGCUUGUGUGUGCGUCAAUGUCUGUUUGUAUGCGCGUCCCUGCUAGCGGCGUGGAUGAUGCGUUUGUCCGUUUGCUCUUCUUCCUCCAUGCCUCCGUUCAUUUUUCCUUGAGUAUCCAUCGAGCUCUUUAAUGUCAAACGUGUCUGCACGCAGUAACACUUCCACAGGUUGUAAACGACAAAGCAUUUUUACUGGAAUAUGCUCACAUUCAUUCAUUUUAAAUAAAAUAUGGACUGAACUGUUAAAGCUACAAACAAUAACAA
Erpetoichthys calabaricus (reedfish) is the source of this 2427-nucleotide messenger RNA. It is a transcript of the gene foxa1, whose product is annotated as forkhead box A1. Bases 309 to 1637 code for a protein of 442 amino acids. Lineage: Eukaryota; Metazoa; Chordata; Cladistia; Polypteriformes; Polypteridae. The transcript is spliced from 2 exons. Gene Ontology annotation, molecular function: protein domain specific binding; RNA polymerase II cis-regulatory region sequence-specific DNA binding; transcription factor binding. The record is from RefSeq and is a predicted model, not a curated record. Gene Ontology annotation, biological process: cell differentiation; anatomical structure morphogenesis; regulation of transcription by RNA polymerase II.